GGACAAAUAGCCCGGUUGUUAAAACGAUAUAAUUUACGAGAAGUGGUGGAACACCUGGAAAUAUAGCUGGUUUUGAAGAUUUUACAUAAUGGUAAGAUAUCACACAGCUGUACGAGUACGAUUUGUCCCCCUUGUAUUAUCACGGACUCCUUUCGUAUGUAUGUAUAGGUGAAAAGAUGGCUGUGAUGACCUAUUCUCUUUUAUGAUAUUUAGAAUAUAAUGUAUGUGGACAUUUUUGUUGUUUAAGUAAACAAAGUGAUCUUAAGGGAGAGACAUUUGUGUCCGACAUUUUGAAAGCAUCCUCUCUGUUAAAUGUCAAUUAAGUUCAAUCAUGUUUUAACACUGUCAAAGCCAGUUGAACAAAGAACUCCUGUUAGUUUUUAAUCCGCUUUCUUUAUAUUCAGAUGCGGCUAACGCAUUCCGAUAGUUGAGAGUCUAUAAAGCAUUUUCUUGUUAUUGUUUUUUCUUCUAUUUUCGCUUUGCGUUAUGUAUGGGCGGUUCUUAUCAAACUGUGUUUAUAAAAAGAAAAUAGGCGUAUCUAUUUAUGCUAAUUUAAUGAUAAAAUGGUUUCUUUUCAUUCACUGACGUCAUGAGAAACCGUUAUUGGUUGCCGAGCAACGGCAAGUCCAGCCAAUCAAAUGCGGAAUUCUUGCUGUCAAUCAUCCUUAGUUCGCGCCUAAGCGGGACGCGCCAAAUGCCCACCCACGAACGACCAAUAGAUGUUUGAUAGAAGUGAGCGAGAAUCCCACGUGUGUUUAGAGUUUUCAUUUGUGCAGUGUAGUUUUAGUAGAGUAGAUUCUAUAACAUUAUGAAAAUGGAGUCUAACGGACCGACAUCCCCUACUAAUGGGACUGAAGAAAUACCGAACGAUCCUGGGAAGAUGUUUAUUGGGGGUCUCAGCUGGCAGACUACUGCAGAAAAAUUGAAAGAGCACUUUGGUAAAUAUGGAGAAAUUAAAGAAUCCAUGGUUAUGAAAGACCCAACAACCAAACGAUCAAGGGGAUUUGGUUUCGUGACAUAUAAAGAUCCAGUUAGCGUAGAUGGGUGUUUAGAAAACGGACCUCAUAUAUUAGAUGGGAAACAAGUUGAUCCAAAAGUGGCGUUCCCAAGAAAAGCACAGCCAAAGAUGGUGACAAAAACCAAAAAGAUAUUUGUGGGUGGAUUGUCAGCACAAACCACAGUAGAAGAUGUAAAGAAAUAUUUCUCAUCAUUUGGAAAAAUAGAAGAUGCCAUGUUAAUGUUUGACAAGACCACAAACAGACACAGAGGUUUUGGUUUUGUCACAUUUGAAGAUGAAGAUACAGUGGAACGAGUAUGUGAACUACAUUUCCAUGAAAUCAACAAGAAAAUGGUUGAAUGCAAGAAAGCGCAGCCAAAAGAAGUGAUGUUGCCUCAACAGUUAGCUCGUGGUCGUGGUAUUGCACGAGUGACCGAGGACGGAGAGAUCAUCUGGGAACCUUUACCCAGUGACCUUGUUAUGCCAGAAUUGUGUUUGGUUCCAAAUGUAUUGCCGGCGUACCAAGCAGCAUAUGGUCGUGGAUUGCCGACUGCAGCAUUCGCUCCCGCAGGCUAUUACUAUCCAGCUGGUAUAGGCUCUCUGGGGCAAACUGUUGGCAUCACGCCAGCUCAGAACGCAGCUCUUGCGUUCAGUUCACGGGCUUCUACUGUUUCCCGAAUGGGGGGCUUCCCUAGUUACGGCUUGAUCCCCUCGGCAACGGAGAGACACACAUCUCCCACUGCUCUGUAUAACUUUGCUGACGUGACCACUGGAGUCCCCACUAUUCAGAGAAGCGAACCAUCUCCACUUCCUGUCUCCACUUCCCCUCUACAACGAGCCAAUGAUACACAGGCCCUGUUCACGGCCCAGUCCCAGGCACAGGCUCUAGUUAAUGCCCAGCGCUCAGCUAUGGCAUUGUCGUCCCUACAACAAGUCCCACAAGCUACCUCUCCCCUCACAAGUCGUCAGAUCAUCCCUGGGGCCAGCAGCCCAGGACCCCUUGAUCAACUGAUCUCAAUGCAGGAUCCUCUUAGCUACUUGCAGGCCACAAGCCCUCAGCCAGCCGGCUUCAGUGGGCUCAAUUUGACCAGGCCUACACAGCUGGUCAGCUUUCAGAAUGGCUACCAUUAAAUUCCAUACUCUAGACGACAGGAAGCAAGACGUUUGCCAAAGAUAACCGGACAAGUUGCUGACCUUUCUACUUUUUUUUUCUUCUUCGAAGCUUAAACCAUAAAUUCUUUAUACCAAAGACCGAUAGAUUUGCUUCUUUCUUACUACGAGACCAAAGAAUGUGUGACUGAAUUUUUCAGUCAUACUGAAGUCGAUCUUUGCUGAAACUGUCGCAUUACCCAGAAUUCUUACAGAUGUUGGAGUAUACAAUACAGUGCUGAGCAUGUUUCCGGGAUACCGGAUAAAAGUGAAGACACACUGAGAACAGUUAUCAUAAGUUUUUCUAGAUUUUCUGUAUUUUAUUCUGUAUCUGUAAUGAGGUCUUCACUUUUUGUAUCGAAUUUGAUUUAUGGAUUUGUUAAGACAUUUUGUCAAACUCACACUUUAUAUGUAUUGUGAAAUUUACAGUUUUACGUCAUCAAGGUGGCUAGAUUUACGUUGUCAUAGUUACUGUUUACACUCUGUCGAUGGCAGAAUUUAUUUGCUAUACUGUCUCGAGUUGGACUGGGAACCAGACCCUUCAGUGCAAUAAGGUUACACCUAUUGACCUUUUUGUUUUUUCUUAGGUGGAUAGGGGUGACUAUGUAUGGGAGGGUCUGACAUAGAAAGACUUACAUAAUUAUAUUAUGGAGAGUCUCAUAUAUAAAAUGUUAUAUUAUAUGCCACAAUAUGUGGCUUACUGUUAUAUAGUUAAUGUCAUAUAAUUAUUACACAUGCUGUAUGCAAAUUUAUCAGAAUUUAAAGACCUGUGCCAAGCAGGUGAAAGGAAAUGCCCCCUGUUGGCGGAAAUAAGGAAAGUCGACAGUGCUUGUGAUUGGAAUGUGUGCUUGCUAACGUUUGCUUAGCACAAGAGUUUAUAAUCAGAAAUCUUAACUUUAUUUAAGUUUAUAAAAAUGGCAAAUUUUGGCCUAAUUCGUGACAUGCAAGCGUUUGUUUCCCAGAUCAUUGUUAUAUUUGGUCUCAUUACUAUUUAGAUAGUGGUCUGUUUGUAGCUCUUGGUCCAAAAUUCCAAAGUUGUUGCAAAGUCAGUCGAAAUUUCGCUCAGUUAUUGAAUAAACAGAGCAAUCUGGCAUUAAAAUGAAAAUUCGACCAAAAUGGAUUUACAUUGUAUGUGCAUCAUUUCAGAACUGCGAUGUAGUAAUUUGAGAACUGGAAUUUUGUUGUAAAAAGGCCCUGUCAUGUGCAUAUCCAGAUUCAUCGCAGUAUCGAAAAUAAGAUAUUCGAUAGAUGUAUUGAGUACUUUAAAUUUGCAUACACCUUGUUUAAAACUCAUUAUGUAUAUACAUGACCAGAACAACUUUUUGUUGCACAGGUUUUCUUUUUGUUUGUGAUUUUUAUCAAUUUUAUUUUUAACUGGUACUUAUAUUUUUGAUGACUUUAUUUCAAGUAUUGUUAUUUUUUUUGAACUUCCAAGCUUUUUUAGAGCUAUAGUAGUGUUGUGUAGAUUUCACAGGGUCUCAAGUCUCAUUUGAUAGUGGCAUUAUUGUUGGACAUAUAAAAUAUUAAGGUGAUAAAAUUAUCGAUUGACAUUUUUUAAGGAAAAAAUAACUGCAUGCUUUAAUAGAGAAAUUUUUACUUUUGUCUGGGAAAAAUUUAGUAAACAUUAUUUGAGGGAAGGUGACAAAAUUUUUGUUACCGAGGAAAAUGGUAGUUGACAAAGACCUUAUUUUAUUGAAUGUUUUUUGAGACUUGACAUAUUUUUAGCUGUAAAUAGCACUGUAGGACCAAACAUUUUGUUUACUUCUUCGGUAGUGGCGAUAUUUUUUUAGGCGUUCAUUUUAUUAACAUUAUGCAAGAUUCAUUUUUUUUUGACGCUAUGUGAUACAGUCAUGUGACCAUUUGUUUGUGAUCAUGUGACUUUCUUCCAUUUAGUAACUAUAGUUACACACAUUUCUCUUCAUUCUGUGUGCUUUCAUUUUCUUUCUUUCUCUCGUACUUGUUUUUAUCGAUGUUUGCAUACAAUUUAUAUACUAUAGUGUUCUUACUCUUCUGUUCAAACAGUCUUAAAAUGAAUUUUUCCAAAUUUGGAUAAUUUUUUUUCUCAAGUAUAUGCAUAAGUUAUACUUAAAAGGCACAAUAGGUGUUGGAAGAAGUUUACAAAACAGAAAUACCUUAAAAAAAAUUCACCGAAUUUGGAAAUAUUCUUUUUUAGGCUUCAUCGAAACUAGUCUACUCUAGCAUUUAAACAUCAUCUGCAAAGUAAACAAAGCAUAGUGCUUGAUGUUAACCUUUUUUGUGUUAUUUUUUUUCAAAUUUGAAAGGUGCUACGACUACGCAUAAGUCUUUGUAAAAAUUAGAAUUAGUUUGAAGUUAUUUUCUAAAAUACAUACGCAAGAACAGAUACUGAGCUUUAACAUGUAGGCGAAAAGCAGUUUGGACACAUUUUAUCUUUGUGCUAUAAAUUGCAUUUGUACUGUAGAUUAGUGAAAAAUACGCAAAACUGGCCGAGUCUGUUUCUAUAAUGUGCUACGCAGAUGUUGAGAAAUGGUUUAUAUUAAAAAAAAAAAAUGAUGUAGGAGAGGUUUAGUAAUAAUUUCAGGGACUUGUUUUAGUUGCCUGUUAAAAAAAUAAUCGGGCCAGAUUGAUCAAAGUUAGUAGAAAGAUAUUUACUUUACUUAUAUUGUACAGUUUUUACUUCAAAUAACGAUAUUUAAGUGAAAUAGAAUUGAGAUACUAUGUACAUGGUGAAAAUUGACUUUUAAGAUAUGUAAGGUGAAAUCAGUUGUACAGUUUCGCUGAUUUUCAUUGGUUGCAGAAUCGGUACUGUCCUUUAAUUGGCUUUUUUUUUGGCCUUCGACUUGAACAGUAAUGAUUCUGAAAUGGAAAAUUAGCAUGAGCAGGAUUAUAUGGUUACCUCUGUCAUGUAACUGUCAACUGAUUUACACUUUUAUAUUACUCUGCCAUAUUUUUCUCCACUCUUGCAUGCUGUUCAUGACAUAUUUUCAUCGUUACACAUAUUAGCUUGAUACAUGACCUAUAUAAUCAUCGACCAUCACUGGGAUAUUUGAAAUGCGUUAAGGUUGCAAUGUCGGCCAUGUUGGAUAUAUCAGCCAUGUUGGAUUUGCCAUUGAAUUGUUUUAAAGACUGUUUGCACGUUCCAUCAUCAAUUAAAUUCCAGUAAACAAUGAUUAAUUUAAGUUUUUUGUACAGGAAGGUCUAGAACCAUUACCUUCAAAUGAUAUUUUUAUUUAAUGCUAAGCUUUAACGUUAUAUAUCGAAAACUUGAAAGCAUCGAGACAAAAUCUGCAAAAGUCGAAAUUUACUUUUGGCAUGCUGUUAUCUAUCCAACAUUGGCGAGCUUGUGGUGGGAUAUUUUAUUUGGUUUUUGCAAAAAGAGGCUAUCUGAUACUGUAUUUUUGUAUUGAGAUAACUUCUUUUUGCGCUGCAGUUGGUGUUAUACAUGAAUAGUUUAUAUGUUAGUUCUGUGGUAUCAUCAAAUAUAGUUAUUUAUUGAUAUUCAUCCAUCGAACAUAUUUCCAUCAGCUAUUUGUAUUUUUAAGAUUUUAACCUUAUUUAUGAUCUAUUGUUCUUUUUUAAUGAGAAAAAUCGGGUAUUUUACUGUUUAAUAUGUUCAAGCAAUAACCAAGUAGGUAUAUUUUUAGGUUAUAGAUAAUAGAAUUAGAUCAGCUUACGUUCUUGUUUGGAGUUGACCAAAUUACGCUCAUCAAUGUGUUCAAAGUUAGAAAUUAGACCUAACCCAACAGUUUUUUCCCAUCAUUACCCUUAGCUGAAAUAUUCAGAAACGAGUUCAGAAAUUGAAAAGUAGAUAUCUGUUAUGCUAGACCUAAAAUAGUAGACAUGUAUUCUGGCUUCUUUGUUACUCGCCCUAAAUAGUCAUCUAUCUUCUAAAAAAUAAAAUCUAUCUAGAAACUGUUAGAAUGAUAUAUUUUUGUUCUGUUUACAGAAAUUUAAAAUGGCAACAAGUCUUAAAAUUCUGAAAUUGAUUUAAGUAUCGAAAAUACAAGAAAAAAUAUAUUUUUUUAAUUAUGGACAUGAAUUCAAGUUCCACUGAUAGAUUAGAGAGGACAUGAGAUCAUGUGACAUUCCGGAUUUUAGAUAAAUAUGAUUACAUUCAGUGGGUUUCGACUUCCAAAUUAGUAAUUAUUCAAAUUAGAUAUAUCAAAUGCAUCCGUAUAUCAAACCUUGGCAGUUUUAUAGUGUUCAGUCUGUGUGAAAAUAACACGCUAGAUUUAGGCAUUUUUGUACUUUGUUAAUCCUUCGCGUAAUUUGGUCAUCUCCGACCGGAACUGGUAUUAUUUAUAGAAUUAGAUAAAUUACACGUUACAGCUGGUUUCACGCAAAUUAUAUACACAUAAUCUUAAUUUAUAUACUUGUUGAUGCAUUGUUAACACUGUAUACUGUUUUUAUCUUUUAAACCGAAGAUGUUAUUUUUAAAUGUGAUGACAUUAUAUAUAUAUAUAUAGAGUGAUCUGUGUCCGCUGUACAGAAAUAUUGUAUCUGUUGUGUUGUAGAGGAAAAAAAAUCACGUACAAGUCCCCAAAAAGUUGACCCGCCCCGAUAUUGUUGUGUAAAAAUUCUGUAAUUGAUCAUGUAUAAAUACUUAAAAUAUUGUUACCAUGGAAGCUUUGUCUUAAAUAUGUUUUUAUUAUCAUUUGAAUAAAUUUUUCCAUCAUAUAUAUGAAGUACAGUGCAUUUUCUAAUACAUUUUGUGCAUUAGUUUGUGUAAAUAGUCUGGAAAGAGAGAAAAAAAAAAGAAAAAUUCGAAAGCAAUAAGAUUCUUAAUUCAUCGGGUCUUGUCUGUUCAGGGUACUUCCAAAUGUUAUAAAACAAUUUGCACGGAAUGGAUUUUAACUGUAAAAUGGCAGAACAUUCCCAUCUUACUGUUGUUCCUUUUUGACUAUAGCAAAGCAUUGUGUUAGCAUUUUGUCUCUGCACUGUCGGAAAAUGUCACUUAAAAGUGGGAGCACUUAAUUACUGAUUGGUAUAGAGUGUCCGAAGCAACAUGAAAUUAUUAUAAUAUGUGAAAAAAGUGUGUAAACUUGAUUAAACCCAUGACUUUCAUAUAAAAAAAAAAGCAGAAAAUAUAUUCCAUAAAAGUGUGCAGAUUGGUUUUAUAUUCAAUUUUACUUGUAUAAGGGAAUAUAAAUAGCAGUUAGGAUGGUUUUUCAGUGAUGCAUUGUGGUAGAAAGAAUCAGUUGAUUGUAUAAAGCAUGCAUUGAUUCAACAAUUACAGGUUAUUCUUGUAAUGUCACAAGAACAUCAUUCUUUCAUGUUGGCUAUUUUGAACUUUACAUGUAUUAUAAGUGUAUUUUUAACAUUCAAAAUAUUUGAACAUCAUCUGUUCAUGAUACUAUGAAAUGAAAGGUAUCAUCUCAACAAACUUUACAAAGUUGUAUAUUUUUAGCAAAGUUAUCAUGGCAUUUAUGUUGCAAAGUUUGUGUGGUUUGUGAUAGAUUAGAUGGAUUUAGGAAGCCAUAAUUUCAUGCCAUGCUCUACCCAUUUUAUUUCUUAAUUCUGAAGUCCUAGUUGAGUUUCCAAAAAAAAAAAAAAAAAAAAAAAAAAUCAGCGGUGUAUGUGUCAUUUUUGUGCCAUCAGCUGAUACUUUCUGUACCCAUGAUGCAUCACAAAUACAACUAUGGUUGUUUUUCUUUAUUAAAAAAAAAAGUGUGAAAAAAUAUGAUGUGGUGGUAAUACAACUUUGAUCUUGUACAGUGAUAACUUGUAAAUCAUGUUAACAUGUAUCAUGUAGUGUGUAGUGAUUAUUAAAAUAUAUCUAAUUGUACUUUUUUGUCUAUGAUAUAUGUUGAAUUAUCUUGUGGACUGGCAUAGAAUAUUUUCACUUUUCAGGGCAGAACAGUAAAUACUCUUGCAGUAUCAAUAAACAUGUUCUGUUAUGCAAGUUAUGGACCUGUUUCUUAAGAAUGGCAUAACUGUCUUCUGCUGGCAUGGUUUUGGCACUGCCGUCUGCUGCUAACCAAGCAGGGGCACUGUCACCUGCUGCUGACCUAGUAGGGACAUUGUCGUCUGCCACUGACUUAGUAGGUCACUACCCUCUGCUGCUGACCCAGUUGUGGCAGUGUCGUCUGCUACAGACCUAGUACAGGCAGUCAUCUGCUGCAGGCCUAGGUAGGGAAAAACUUGGAACUAAUAAAUCCGAGUUUGAAAAUUAGUCUUUCCAUGUACCAAAGAAAAUGUGGGGUUUUUAACCAACAAAAAGUGGAAAUAAAUCUAUGCCCUACCAUAAGCUUGUAUAUAAAUGUAUUGUUAUAUUUCUUGUUUUUAUAGCAUAUUAUUACAUCAAGUUCCAAAGAACAAAACACUUUUACAAGAGUGCUAAAAUUUACGCAGAUAUUUUUCUACCAAGGAAUAAGAUUUUCUUUUAUUCAUCAGUAAUAUUUGAAAUUACAUCUAUGCAGAUGGAAUGAUGAAAAAAGCUAAAACCAUAAUCUUUUUUAUAAAAUUUAAUGCAUAUUAUCAAAUCUGUUAGAAAUAAAUAUGAGCAACUUAUGUUGCUUCCAAAACUAAGAAAAAAAAUCAUCAAUACAUAUUGAUUAUCCAUGAUGAUUGUGUCUUUACUAGGGUUCAUCUGUUGUUACCUUGACUUUAUAACAUGCGGGGGUUUACUGAACAAAAUAAAUGCAUUUAUUUAGAAUAGAAUGUGGAACCAUUAUAACAUUUUUGGUUAUGAAUUUAUAUAUGGUAAAGAUGGGUAAAUAUUAUGAAAGUUAAGUUCUGUUUAUAUUUUGCGAAAUAUUUUUUUUUUCUUUUUCGAGUAAAUGAAAUGCUUAUAUACUGACUGAAAUUUAUAUAUUGCAUAUAAAUUUAUAAAAAAGUGUAAUAUUAUACAUUUACGUAAAAAAAAAAAAUACCAUUUGGUACUGAGGUAUUGCAUGGCUUCUCUGGCCUGUUUAGCUACAAGCGGGUGUAAGUUGUCAUCUCGUAAAACCUCCAGGGUGUGGCAACUUCUAGCGCAUGUAGUACAUGGGUUUGCAACAUGCUACUUUCAUCGUAAAAGAAUCUGACCAGUAGGGUCAGAAGAAAUGUACCAGAAAAGAUGAUCAAGUUUUUGAUAACAAGGAUGUGGUUAGAAAUUAUUCUAAAGUUGAAACUUGAUUCGGACGCAUAAAGCUUUGUUGAUCUUUCCACAUUUAAUAUUUAAAAAGAAAAAAGGCAGUAAUGUUGAUAAUGCCAGAGAAGUUAUGCAGUGCAAAUAAUGCAGUUAUAAAAAUAGAAUUAAGUUAAGGUGGUUCUGCACGUUUGAUAAACCGGAAGUGAUGGUGUAACGCCAUUUUUCCGGAAAACGUAGAAUAAAGACUGGAUUCGGCGUACGGAACAGAAAAUCAUUUUAUGAAUUAAUUGCAACCUGUGAGUAAAUUUAUUACAAUGGCACUGUUGCUAUAUUGUAAAGUCAAAAUAUGAUAUUAAAACAUACCACUUGUUAAUUAAUUCAAAAUAACGUCUUAAAUUAGCGUGAAAUGUCCGGUUUACUUUAAUCAUGGUCACAUAUCUCAAAAAUAAGCACACGGACCUAUAUAUUUUAUUUCAUCAAAUUAUAGGCCACGUUUUUAUUUACAACUGUGAGAAGUUUCAUAAAAAUCUACAUUGUAGAAAAAUUUCUAUCCGUGAAAAUAUUAUGAAAGUUAUGAUUUCCCCAUAGACUCCCAUUAUGAAAUAUUGCGUGAGGUUCCUAUUUUUCAAAUCAGUCUAGCAAAAAAUCAAGCACACGAUCCUAUCUUUUAUAUUUGCUUAAUUUUCUAGGUAUAUUCUGAAGUUUUGAAAAAUCAGUGUUUAAUCAAAUUCUACAUUGUAGAAAUAAUUUCGAUCCAAACGUGCAGAACUACCUUAAAAUGUUUGAAAUUUUUAUGUACCACGCCCACCAUUAAUUUGUUCUUGGAAAUAUUUUUGUCUCAUUGUACAUUAAUACGAGAUGUUUUUGACACACUAACCACCAGAAAGUUUACUGUAAAAGUUACUUACAUCCAAUGAUGUAUAACGUUUUUGACAUAACAUAUCAGUGUAUUUUAUUCUCCCAGAAGUUCCCAGGGGAUAUUUAAUGUAGUGUGUUAGCAUAUUUAGUAUGGAUUACAUACAUAUGUGUGUUUGUAUAUAUAUGUUUAUGGCAUAUGUGUAAGGCAUUUACGUAGACCACCAAAAUAGAUGUUAACAUUUAAUAAUCAGUAAUAGUAGCGUUUUAGGCAAUUUAAAAGACAGCUGAUAGUUUUAGAGCGUAUUGUAUUGGCUUCAUUCAAGAGUGUAAAUAUUUCUAAAAAUCUAAAUUAUUUUUGUAAAUAAUUUAUUUAUUGGAAUUUGUCCCAUAUUCUUAAUACUUUUUGGAUUUAGUAUAUGUUACCUCCCCUGGGAACUUCUGGGCCUAUCAUCACAUCAGAUUAAGAUGUGCAUUUUUAUGUAUUUGAUGUACACAUUUUGUUUUUGAUACAGUAUACUUGAAAAAACUCAGUUCUUACCCAAAGGUGAUAAAUUUAUUUAUGUUAGAUUAGCAAUAAGAAUACAUGCUAACUUUUUGGAGCAUGUUUUUAUGCAAAACCAGUAUAUUAUUUUUAAGUAGCUUAGUUAAACCAACCUUUAUGUGAUCAUUAGUCAUUUUAUAUAGAAGCUAUUCCUCGGCAAAGAAAAAAAAGAUGUAGCACAAAGACCCUUAACAUUUAUUCCAUUAAUAUUUGAACUUUUCCAAGUGGGUAGUUAAAAAUAAUGUGAAUGAAAUUCAUACUUUGCAAUCUUGCGGUGAUUUAUUCAACUUGCGGAAAUGGAAUUUUUGCCACCCUCUGCUUAGAUUUGUAUAUUUGUGUUAUAAUAAGCCUGUGUGGCUUUACAGACAAACACUGAUACUUCUGAUGAAAUGACAUUGAUUCACAUAAAGGUUACAAGCCAUGGAUAAAAAUUUUCAUGUGCCAAAGGGUCCACAGACCGGUGUUACUUUACACGUGCACCGGAGAGGUGAAACAUUGGAAAAUCUAAUAUCUGUCCCGAGGACAUUUAGUUACAGAGGGUGAGAUAAUCCUGAUAAUUUGAUACCAUUCUCUGGUAUCUGGCUGUGUUGGAAGAUACAUUGCAACAGGGCCCAUACACCCAUAGGUAUCCUAGAUGGUGAAUGGGCUUGGUUGCCAUGGAGAUGCUGAGUAGGUAGUUGGUACUGGGGUUAGAGAAUGGAUACAUAUUUAGAAAUAAAGAUAUAUAAACCAAAUCUGCCAUCCUAGAUUUGCGAUUAAAGAUUGUUCUAGACACAUUCAAAGGCUUUUAGGUUUCAUAGACAUAAUGCCAUUGGAUUGAGAAACCUAACAUAUAUGGAUAGAAAAUGUACACCCUAUCAGUAUGUUUCCUCUGUCCCUGAACUAAAUGUCCUUGAGAUAGAGGUUAGAUUUUUGAGGUACUGAUCUGAUUAGUUGGACAUACUGUUGACUAUUAAACAUUUUACUGUAGCGUGUUACGGGAAUAAAUGUCUCAAAUUCUAUGUACCAUGAUUGUUUACUGGGUUAUGUGUUAUUGUAAAUGUCAUACUUUUACUCUGAAUAAAACGUUUGAACUGGUAAAA
Molecule: messenger RNA, 11678 nt
Organism: Mercenaria mercenaria
Lineage: Eukaryota; Metazoa; Mollusca; Bivalvia; Venerida; Veneridae
Product: RNA-binding protein Musashi homolog 2-like
Exons: 16
Coding region: 809-2128 (439 amino acids)
Cellular component (GO): cytoplasm
Molecular function (GO): RNA binding
Source: RefSeq, a predicted model, not a curated record